AUGACUCGUCUUGUCUUGUCGUGUCUUGUCUCGACCUGUCCUGUGACUAGAGCUCAGCUGCUGCCACACUCCGUAUACCGCAUGCUGGACUCUAUGCCCAUAAGACAGUCCCAGGCAAGCAUCCUGACAGGUAGGCAUUCCGGCCCGGCAUGCGGAAGUCGACGGAUAGGGCGGGUUCCAGGCACCUUUGGCCAUGCCAGCCCACUAAAGCCACCCUUGGAUGAUCAAUUUGCGUUCAUGUUGAUGAUGCCAGAUUGCUACUGGCAGGAGCAGGAGCUGGCAUGUGUCCUGCCAUGCAGCAGUAAUACUCCCGCGCCGUAUAUGCCAACGCCCGCACAUGCCCUGUUUCCAUCCUUCUGCAACUCGUACAUAGGUGCCCGACUCGCCUCAGCUUCCUCUCAGCCCGGCUUCAGCGGCAGAUGGCCUGACCGAACUAUUGAACAACUCACUGCAGCCCAUGCUCCUGCCAGCAAACUGUGGUCACGAUCGGCACGAAUCGACCCCCCGUCAACCCGCACCCUGCUACUAACCGGGGGCCGGUCUCUGGCGCAGCGCCGGUGGCCAGGGUCCGGCCACACCAUCUGGCGCCUAGCGGUGGGCGAUUCUAGCGGGUGCCAGCGCCUGGGCUGCCCGCUAGGAGCCGCCUAUGGCGCCUGGAAGCUGUGCGCUGCGGAUCCUGAGCCAGGUCCUGGUGGGGAGGGCUUCUAG
Molecule: messenger RNA, 708 nt
Organism: Trichoderma atroviride IMI 206040
Lineage: Eukaryota; Fungi; Ascomycota; Sordariomycetes; Hypocreales; Hypocreaceae
Source: RefSeq, a predicted model, not a curated record